AACACGAGCGUGUGAGUGUGUGAGUGACAGCAUAGCAAAAGAAGCGCGAAAGUAACAAAACACACGAUGGCCGAUACCGCAGCAACCGAAGUACCAACUGCAGCAGCAGCAGCCCCAGCAACUGUGGCCAAGUCGCCGAAGAAGCCAAAGGCGGCGGCAGGACCCAAGAAGCCGAAGCAGCCGGCGGCUCAUCCUCCGGUGAACGAGAUGGUGCUGGCCGCUGUGAAGGCCCUGAACGAACGCAACGGAUCGUCGCUGCAGGCGAUCAAGAAGUACGUGGCGGCCAACUACAAGGCCGACGUGACCAAGCUGGGCACCUUCUUCAAGAAGGCGCUGAAAAGUGGCGUCGCUAGUGGCAAGCUGGUUCAGACCAAGGGAACCGGAGCUUCGGGCUCGUUCAAGCUAUCGGCCGCAGCCAAGAAGCCGGUGGUAGAGAAGAAGAAGGCAGCAGCUCCGAAGAAAUCUGCGUCCGCUGGGGACAAGAAGAAGAAGAGUGCAGCCAAGAAGCCGGCCGGUGAGAAGAAGGUAGCUGCAAAGAAGACCACCAAGAAGGCUGAGGGUGGCGCGGCCAAGAAACCCAAGGCAGCAGCUGCUGCCAAGAAGCCCAAGGCCGCCGCCGCCGACGGUGCGAAGAAAGCCGCCAAGAAGCCAGCAGCAGCAGCACCCAAGCAGAAGGCGACCAAGCCAACCAAAGCCGCGGCAGCCAAGCCGAAAGCACCGAAGCCAAAAAAGGCAGCAGCAACUCCCGCCAAGAAGGCCACUGCCCCGAAGAAAGCUGCUGCACCGAAGAAAGCAGCCGCUCCAAAGAAAGCCGCAGCCAAGAAGUAAAAGGGGUUACUU
This is a messenger RNA of Anopheles maculipalpis, 840 nucleotides long. RefSeq names its product histone H1B-like. Lineage: Eukaryota; Metazoa; Arthropoda; Insecta; Diptera; Culicidae. The record is from RefSeq and is a predicted model, not a curated record. Gene Ontology annotation, biological process: negative regulation of DNA recombination; chromosome condensation; nucleosome assembly. Gene Ontology annotation, cellular component: nucleosome; nucleus. The transcript has 2 exons. Gene Ontology annotation, molecular function: double-stranded DNA binding; nucleosomal DNA binding; structural constituent of chromatin. Bases 67 to 828 code for a protein of 253 amino acids.